CUCCUCACUCACCAGCCCCCGGGAGUUCUGCCCGAGAGCGACGCUUAAUAAAAGGCCUUUACCACCGGUCCUUAGAGGCGGCUUUUUUCCUCCCGCGGCGUUUUUCCUAACAUCUGGCACCCCAACGUGAGGCCCGAGGUGAGGGCCCCCGGCACUCGCCGUUGAGGCCCCCUCGAGCUCCACCGCCGCGGAAGCCUUGGACCCAGGCGGCUGACCAACCCCCCGGACGGCAGGAUACGGAGUAAGUCCCUUCGGCUUUGGGGCCUGCCCUCCCUGGCGAUCACCUCCUAGGGCUCCGUAACCAGUGCGCACUUACUGGGCCCUCCCGGUCACCAGCUGGUGGGGAGACGUCCCCAGCGGCUGAGUAGACCUCCGGCUUCGGCCUCCGGCUUCAGCCUUUCCGGGUCCCUGCGGUCGUGAGGAAGACGUUCCCCGCGACUACACGGACCUCCGGCUCCCCUUGACUCAUCCGAAGACGUUCGGACAGCGGGGGUUGCCUCCACACCCCGUGGUCGCCAUGGGAUUGACAGCCUCCAAACCCGAUCCCCAAUACUCCACCCCCUUAGAGUGCCUGCUGGCUAACCUGCAGACUCUAGGGCUAAAGAGAGAUAUCCGCCCCCAGCAGCUCACUUUUCUGUGCUCACAGGCCUGGCCUCAGUAUUCCCUAGAUAAUGGGUCACAAUGGCCAGCCACAGGGACACUAGACUUUGACGUCCUCCGUGAUUUGGAUAAUUACUGCCGGAGAACGGGAAAAUGGUCUGAGGUCCCCUAUGUUCAGGCCUUUUGGGCGUUGCGCUCUCGCCCCUCCCCCUCCUCUCCGGCCCCUCCUAACCUCUCCCCCUCUAACCCUACUCCGGCCUCUUUUGCUCCUGUUCCCGCCCCUGAGGCUUCACCGCCGGCCCCAGAUCCUUCGGCCAUUAACCCUAUCUUGUAUCCUCCCCUUCCCCCCGUCACUCCCUUCUCCUCUCCGGUUAGCUCCCACACUCGCUCCCAUAGCAACCCUCCAGGGGCCUCCCCUCCCCCUCCCCCAGCCCCGCUACUCCCUCUGCAACAAGUAGCCGGAGCUGAGGGUCUAGCCCAGGUUGCCUCCCCUCCCCCUCCUCCGGCCCCGCUACUUCCCCUGCGACAAGUAGCCGGAGCCGAGGGUCUAGCCCAGGUCCACGUCCCCUUCUCUCUCCAGGACUUAGCACAGAUCGAGGCCAAGCUGGGAUCCUUUUCCUCCAACCCCACUCAGUACAUUAAGCAGUUUACUGGUCUGACCCGCACCUAUGCCUUAACAUGGCAGGACAUAUAUGUCAUCCUGGGGUCUACCACCACCCCCGAAGAGAGGCAGGCCAUUUGGACGGCAGCCAGGGCUCAGGCCGACCAGCGGCACUGUGCCAACCCCUCCCCCGAGCACCCCCCGGGAGCUCAGGCAGUUCCUGACACCGACCCUGAUUGGAACUACCAGGAAGGGGGUGGCGGCCAGCUGCGGGUACGCUAUAUGAUAGAGUGUCUCCUCAAUGGGAUGGAAACGUCCUCUCAUAAGGUUGUAAACCUCCUCAAACUAGAUGAGGUGACUCAGGGGCCCGAUGAAAACCCAGCCAUGUUUCUUAAUCGGCUGACUGAGGCCCUUGUUCAAUACACCAGACUGUCCCCUGAGUCCCCCACUGGGGCAGCUACCUUGGCCAAUCAUUUUAUCUCCCAAUCCGCACCUGACAUCCGAAAAAAGCUGGCCAAGGCCGAAGAUGGCCCUCAGACCCCUAUUCGAGACCUGGUAAAAAUGGCCUUUAAAGUUUAUAACGCCCGUGAAGAAACUGCUGAGGCCAGCCAAAAGGCAAGGCUCAAGCAAGAGGCCGAAUUUCAGGCAAGCCUCCUAAACCAACAAACCCAGGCCUUAAUAGCGGCCCUGCGGCUGGCGGCAGGCUCGGGGUCCCAAAACCCCCCUCCGGGGGCCUGCUCCAAGUGCGGCCAAGAAGGACACUGGGCCAAGAUGUGCCCCAAUCCGCGGCCUCCUUCCAAACCGUGCCAGUUGUGCAAACAGCGAGGACACUGGGCUAGUGACUGUCCCCAGGCCUCUCGGGCCCCGACCUCUAGGGGCCGGGGACCAGAGCACCCCAGGGAGACCUCCUGCCCUCCUCCGGCCUUCGAGCUGCUGAGCUUCGACGAUGGCUGACAUCGCCCAGACUCGGGAACCCCGAUAACCCAAGCCAAGCCCAGAUCCAGAUCUCCCAGCAGGUGGCUACGGCCCUGGACAUCGACUGGCAUCUCCACAUCCCCUAUCGGCCCCAACCGCCAGGCCUGGAACAAAGGCGCAGACAGCUCCAAGAAAGCCCCCUCCGGACCGGACUCAAUGGUUUACUCCCAUACCUCUUGCCCUUUCUAGGCCCUAUACUCCUGCUGGUUCUGGGCCUCACCACAGGCCCCUGCCUCGUCCAACUUAUUCUUCGCUGGGUCCAAAAAAAUCGCGCAGGCUGCGACCGGACGGGCCAUGCUCCUAACAGCUUACACUCGACUCAAUCAAAAAGACAUAGACCCACUUCACAAUCCUGCAUAAGCUGACCUUUCGUCCCAGCUGGCCCCUACCCCUCGUCGCCCCCGUUCAGCAGGAAAUAGCCAGAGAGAACCGGCGCCCCUUGUCCUAUAACAAAAAGGCCGGGAUGAAAGGUCGGAGCAUGCCCCGGGAAAGUGCUGCAAGGCAAAUUCCGGAGGCUGGCUAAACUUCCAGGGGCUGGCCCCCUGCAGCCUGGCCCAAUCAGGUACCAACAUAAAGCCCUCGGACACUGACCACCACUGUAGCCCGCGCUUUCUUCCUUAUGUGAAAAGACCUGGCCUGGAUGCCUGCCCGGACUAUAAAACCCCUCCCCACCCCUCAUACCUUGCAGACUCCCUUUGUCUCCUCACUCACCAGCCCCCGGGAGUUCUGCCCGAGAGCGACGCUUAA
Molecule: messenger RNA, 2923 nt
Organism: Dama dama (fallow deer)
Lineage: Eukaryota; Metazoa; Chordata; Mammalia; Artiodactyla; Cervidae
Exons: 2
Coding region: 518-2155 (545 amino acids)
Biological process (GO): virion assembly
Molecular function (GO): nucleic acid binding; zinc ion binding
Source: RefSeq, a predicted model, not a curated record